GUGCUUAUCGGGGCAGCGGCUCAGUCAGAACAGCUGGGUUGCUGCUGCUGCCGCUGGGGUGGAGAUACCGUCUUUUCUCCAUAGAACCUUUAUUAGUCUUCAAACUUAAACUCACCAUGGCCAACAAAAUUACUCCUUUCCUUUCCAAGGCGCUGCUGCAGAUGCCUGAAGCGCACUCCUCAAAAGUUGUGCGAGGGAGCGUUAAAAGAGCAAACAUCAGACACUUGUGGGGCUCCUGUGGGGCCCUGGCAGGGAGAAGGGCCAGCAUGCCUCUCUGCCCCACUAUUCCCUUCAACACACCCAGCCGCAGCUUCAUCAACCUGACUGCUCCCAUCAGUGCUCGCAGGAUGGAGUACACCGAGUGCCGGACAUUAGCGUUUACUCCAGAGCAGAUGUAUGAUGUGGUGGCCAGUGUGGACCAGUACCAGCACUUUGUUCCCUGGUGCAAGGAGUCUCGUGUCACAAGGGGACAAAAUGGUGAUGUCCAGGCAGAUCUCAAAAUAGGUUUCCCCCCCAUCUUGGAGUGCUACACCUCUGAUGUCACCGUCGUCCCAAAUCACCAAGUCAGGGCCGUGUGCACUAAUGGAUCCCUCUUCAGCCAUCUUGAAACAAUAUGGAGGUUUGCCCCUGGAGCCAAAGAAGCCUCUUGCAAAGUCUAUUUCUAUGUUUCAUUUGAGUUCAAGUCUCUCCUACACUCUCAGCUGGCAGGAGUGUUUUUUGAAGAAGUGGUUAAACAGAUGGUCAAGGCCUUUGAGUCACGAGCAUCAACGCUGUACAGGAGCCAGCAGAGAGUGCCAUUGAGCAGCCGGUCAACUUGAGUCGUUUGUCCCCCCCAUCAUCCACAUCCCCUUCCACCUGUAACCGAAGCCUGCUAUACCUGCUGUCAAAACAUGUCUUACAAUGAAGUCACAGAAGGCUGGAUCUUCUUUUUUUGCUCACAGUCUUAUACUUAAAUUUAGUAUUAGUAUGCACAUUCGACAUACUUAAAAACUAUAUUUAUAAGCCAGUCACAAGCUAAUUUAUUUAUUCCUUCUUAUAUAAUUGUGGCUGUACAAACAACUCAAAGUGUUGAGCUAUAUCUUGUUCAGUCCUGAUUCGUGGGUGGAAUUAAAAAGCUCUUAUUUUGGUAA
Eleginops maclovinus (Patagonian blennie) is the source of this 1130-nucleotide messenger RNA. Its product is annotated as coenzyme Q-binding protein COQ10 homolog, mitochondrial. Gene Ontology annotation, biological process: ubiquinone biosynthetic process; cellular respiration. The transcript has 5 exons. Gene Ontology annotation, cellular component: mitochondrion. The record is from RefSeq and is a predicted model, not a curated record. Bases 117 to 818 code for a protein of 233 amino acids. Gene Ontology annotation, molecular function: ubiquinone binding. NCBI's taxonomy places the organism in Eukaryota, Metazoa, Chordata, Actinopteri, Perciformes, Eleginopidae.